Messenger RNA from Phyllopteryx taeniolatus (common seadragon), 3470 nucleotides. It is a transcript of the gene engl, whose product is annotated as endoglin, like. Lineage: Eukaryota; Metazoa; Chordata; Actinopteri; Syngnathiformes; Syngnathidae. The record is from RefSeq and is a predicted model, not a curated record. Bases 105 to 2693 code for a protein of 862 amino acids. The transcript has 17 exons.
UCAAGCUGUGGAGACAGUCUUUGCAAAGACGACAGAAGCAGCAGCUGGAGCAGCUCCUUCCCAGUGGUGGAGAACUGCACUGCACCAUACUGACAUACCAUUUCAUGAUGCCUUCAUUGCCAGGAAUUGGAUGGACUGUUUUUUGCGUACUGCUGCUCUGGAGGAGACGGGCAGCUUCCAGUAAAGAGAGACAAUGUUCCGUGGCUCAAGUGGGGGCGCUCCACCCAGUUGAGGCUCUGCUGGAGAAGUUUGAGGCUGGCCCAGGCUGUGCUGCCAGAGAGAGUGGGGACAAGGAGACUCAUGUCAUCGCAGUGGGGAGAGUAACCAGUGGCCCUGACAACAUGGUCACAGUACUGUUGAAGCCCCUGGCCCCGGGCCAGUCAGGUUUGAGAAAAGUUCACUUACUACUCAGCUCCAAGCAACCAAUCAGCUGGAGGCUGGAAGCUGAGAGACUGCCCCCUGACCUCCCUGUGCUAGUGAAGGUGUCCUCAAACUCCAGUGUUCAGUCCCAGACUCUACGCUUGCGUGUCCGGCCGCUACAUUGGGUCCCUUUCCGUCCGCGCGCGCUGUACCGCUGGGCUCUGAAACACCAUGGCAACCUGUCCUCUAUGACACACGUUACACAUGGAAACCGAGUGUAUGUCCGACUGGGAGAGGAUCUGACUCAGCCUCCAGUGUGCCAUCUUAAGUCAAUGUUUAUCUCCAACAACUACAUGACCUCAGACCUGCAACCACAAGAAAUACAAGGCUGCGACCAUUCCGCAGCAACUGGAAACAACCUAGAGGUCCACGUGAUCAAACUCUAUUCAGCAGGCUCAGGACUCUGUGGCUCACUGCAGGUGGAGGUGAUUGUGUCGCUUGUGCCCCCUUCGGACACUUCUUUGAGACAAAAGGUGGUGCUGAUUCUCAGCAGUUCGGUGCCAGUCAAUUGGGCCAUUGUUGCUCACGACGUCCAGGGUUAUAUUUUUAUUCAUUCCUCUAAUAGUGUUUCCCCUCCCUACCCUCCUGAGCCCGAACUGACUCUGACUACUACAAUCAUCCCCGACCUGUCCACCAUACCGGACCUGCUUGUGUGGGCCAAUGACAAUGGCUACAACAAUGUGACAUCGUACACGGAAGCUGACCGGGCCAAUCGCUUUGUGAUCCAGCUGGCUGGGUCCGGGGCAGGUCAGGACCCAUAUGUAGUUGGAGCAAUGAAGCCCAUUGCCAAGAGGCCUAAGUGGGCUGAGGAGCGUCCCCUGAGAGAAUGGCUCAAUGGCGGCGGAAGAGCAGAAGGAGACCGAGACAGUUUCACAGUGCAGUGUGAAGACGGACGCCUGAGUGUGGCAGUGGACCAACGCACACUGCAGACUUUGUCUGUGCCAGUUUCUGCUGUAACUUUGCGUGACCCAACAUGCCAAGCUCAGUCCAAUGGGAGUCAUUUCCUGUUGGUGUUCCCAGUCAUUUCCUGCGGGACUGAGGGGAAGCUCCUGCCACAUACUAAACGGGUGCAGUACAAAAACAUGGUGCUGUUAUGGAAAGACCAGCCUCAUACCAUGUUGUCACAUAAUGAGACUGAUUGGACAUCCAGAAGUUCACUUGGUAUACAUUUUAGCUGUUUGGAUGAAGUCGCCAGCACACCUCAACUAGGUCCUGCUGGUAAUGUCAAUACUUCUCAGGUACCCUGGGCUCCCUUGCCUGAUCGGGGACCACUCCACAUCUCUACACCCAAACUCAAAUCUGGGCCUUUGCUUCUUUUGAAGCUUUUCGUCACUGAGAGCUACAAGCAGCGACGCAUUGGACCAUGUGUCAUUGCUGCAGACCAGCGUGUUUAUGUCGAGAUUUCCGCCAAGGGGCCCUUCAUAGACGUUGCUGAGGUGAAGUCGUGUGUUGUUUCGCCUCUGUCGGACCCCAAAAGCUCUACCUUCUGGACUGUCAUAAGCAACAACUGUCCUGCAGACCCCUCACUUACCUUUGUGCAUGCGAAAGUUAAGGAGGAGACAGAAGAUGCUGAUGAGCAGGAGGAGGAGAUGGAAGACAGACUUGAAGAUAAAAAAGGAUACAAGGAGAUCAGUGACGAAGACAAAAGUGUCUCCCAUCAAGCCAAACCCGGCAAAAAAGGGAGAGAAGGACCCUCGAGGAAGGAAACGGUUAUACGGCCAUUAAGAUUUAGUUUCAUCCUACGGCCAGUUUACAAUGUCUCCAUGCAGUUUCUCCACUGCAGCCUUCACCUCUGUGUCUCUGACAAGACAACAAGGGAACCCACAAAGAAAAGAGUAAAGAAGGAAUGUCCAGAUGCUAAAGAUAUUCCUCCACUUGUUUCCAGGACACUUGGACAGAAGUGUGAGAUUAGAAACCUCUCCCGGCCCAUUGUGGUCACCCAGCCUCUUAACUCACUGGCACAUAAAGCAUUGAAGUCCACCACAGGCCAGCGAAGCAAACGACUCAGUGUCUCCCCUCUGGCCAUUCCUGCCCCACCACAGGCAAGAGUAUCUGGAGGUGGUUCAUUGCAGACAGGACCAAUGAUAGGAAUCGCCUUUGCAACCUUUGUAAUGGGUGUCAGUUUGAUGGGGAUGCUGUGGUGCAUCUUCACUUAUACAGUGUCACGUGAGAUACCAUUUGAAGGAGCGGGUUACUUAACAGACCAGACACCUGGAGGUCACCGCACAUGGGGUCCACCUUCUCUCUCAGAUGAGUUGACCAGCUCAGUAUAAAGUCUCCACAAAAGGCGUCACAAGAGCAACAAAAAGACAUCAAUAGAGAGAGGUUGUCAACUGUAAAUGAGAUCUUGGGUCUCAUAAGACAGACACAACUGCCUGGGACCGCAGCAAAAUGGAGGAACAUGUACCAGGAAUUCAGAGAAGAAAGAUAUUCCCCAUCCGUGGCCUUAUUUAAGAAAAUUGUUUGAUACUGCAUUGUCUUUUGUCAGCAUAAAAAAAAGUUUUAUUUUUUGUACUUAAGUACAUUUUAAAGUGCAUUUUUCUACACAACUACAGAAGUUCAAUUAUUACUUUUACCAGUCUUUUACACAAGUGUAUGUACAGCUACCUAAGUAGAGAGUGAAUACUUUUUGUGUCCGUAUUAUUCUGUAAUGUAAUUCUCCAAUCACUCAAAGCAGUUUCAGCCAAGACACUGUUAUUUUACAACUUGACCACUACGAGGCCCUGUCACUCUAAAAAUUGGACGAACAGAUUCAGCUGAAACUGGUGGGGUUUGGAAGACAAAUGCUACUUCCAGUUAGAACAAACAGGAUAACGCAAACGCAAAAACAUACUGUGUACAGUUUACUAUUGAUCACACCGGUUUACAACACCUACUAUCCUUAAACAUUCUGAACACUGCCUGAAUUUAUAGCAUUUUUAUUGUUUUAUUAAAAUCAUCAUUAUGAACAGUGCUUGCAUUUAUAUAAUUUGUAUUUUAUUAUUUAAGCCAUUUGAUCCCAAAUUUCACAAUAGGUUUAUAGCAGGAUGUUUUUCACAAUGGGGUUGAAA